CAGCCACCACCCUCCAGGGGAAGAGCUCGGCGCCCCUUUGCUGGCCCAGAGUUCGUGUGUCCGAUGUAAAAACCCGCACUGGGCUGCGCUAGGAGUAACUCGGGGUAGAGCAUUAGUUUUUGUCUAGGUCCGCAUUGCUUCAUCGUGGUAUAGUCAAGAUACAGGUUACAGAGACGAAAAUAAUAAAUCCCCAAUAAUGAUAAGUAAGUUAAAAUAUUUUGGAGGCCUGUUCAAAGGUGACUGGUAGUCUGGCUGUGUCCCACAGUCUGCCUGUUGAUUACCCCUGGAGUGACUAGUCCACACUGACUGUCCUAUCCCACUUCCAUACUACUCAGUUUUUGUCCAAGUCCCUUUCCUGUGUUGUCAGGUUUGACUUAUCCAGGUGCAGCAGGGAAAUCUUAAGAUACAUGUAACUCUUAUUUCUCUCCUCUGGCAAGUAAAAUGCUAGAAGAAAAAUCUUUAGGGGACCUCAGAUGGCAGCAAGAGAAAAUAAUCUAUCACCCUAACUGCUUAGCUCAGUAAUGACAUUUUAAGAGGGACACUUGCUGCUAGCCACCAUGUUUGUUCUAGUGGAGAUGAUGGAUACGGUACGGAUUCCUCCAUGGCAGUUUGAAAUGAAACUCAAUGACUCCAUUGCAGAAGAGCUAAAUAAGAAGUUAGCUAACAAGGUUGUGUACAAUGUUGGCCUCUGCAUCUGUCUAUAUGACAUCACAAAGCUGGAAGACUCGUACAUAUUUCCUGGGGAUGGUGCAUCGCACACUAAAGUGCAUUUCCGGUAUGUGGUAUUCCAUCCCUUUCUGGAUGAGAUUCUGAUCGGGGAGAUUAAAGGCUGCAGUCAGGAUGGAGUUCAUGUUUCUCUUGGUUUCUUCGAUGACAUUGUCAUCCCUCCAGAGUCCCUGCAGCAGCCAGCCAAGUUCGAUGAAGCAGAGCAGGUCUGGGUGUGGGAAUAUGAGACAGAAGAAGGGGCUCAUGACCUGUACAUGGACACGGGGGAGGAGAUCCGCUUCCGGAUAGUGGAUGAGAACUUUGUUGACACAUCUCCUACAGGUCCAAGCUCCACGGAGGCCUCCACCUCUGGUGCCACAGAAGAGAUUCAGAAGAAAGAGGCACCCUACACUCUGGUGGGAUCUAUCAGUGAGCCUGGCCUGGGUCUCCUCUCUUGGUGGACAAACAGUUAACAGCAGUCAGAACUUGUUCUGCACAGACCCUACAGGAUGGAUGCUUUCAGGGAUUGCAAGAGCCAGCUGGGGCCCUGCUCCCCUCCAGGCAGUGGACAAGAAGGCAGGGCUUCCAUGUUCCUGUCUGCUCCCCACCAGGUCAAGCUGAUAACUGGCAAGUAAAACUACAGACGUGGAAGGGCUGCCCUGUUUUGCGGGCCCAACAGCCACAAACCCAUCUGGGACUUUGACAUCCUGGAAAGCAGAGCAAAAUUGGGUUCAAAUGCCAAAGAAAGUCUGCUGUCUUGGAAAAAAACAAUCUUGAGUUAUAGUGGUGCUGUCUGGCCAGAAGAAACUGGUAAUUCCCUACCACACCCAGUCUCCUGACUUGAGAAAUGUAAUGAGGUGUAAGCAAAGGCCUGUCUCUCCUUUAGUGGAAGUGUUCAUAUCUCCUUGGCACAAAACGAGGUGCUGCUGUCUGAGCAUGAGAGAGAACCAAAGUAUGAGGGGAAUACAUUGGCUCUUCAAGCCAUUGUAAACCCUGGUGAUAAAAGGAUGGGAGUCCAGCCCAAGAGAGCUGGAGUUCUGUUACAUGAAUUGCUAUGAAGAUGGAAGGGUGACAGCUUGCUGGGAAGCAGUUUAGCUUUUGGUUUCUAAUCCUUUGCUGUCCUCUGAAAACAACCACCUGCUAUGGUGCUGAAGUGAGAUGCUGUAAUACAGUGCAUGGACUGUAGUCUUAUGCAAAACAAGCUCAGUUCUACAGGUGGCUUGGCCAAAAUGGUCACAAUUUUAGGAGAGGCCAUCUUGCUGAAUAAAGCUGUAUUUCCAAUCCCUUAAGGGGAAGGAGGGCUGGUUUUAAUAUUAGAUGAAUAAUUAUUACUGGCCAUACACAACCCAGCUUCCUCUCUAUCAGGAACAGACAAACCCAGGCUCCUGCAGCCUGGGAUGCUUACUCCAUCUUGAUGCAGAUACAUUCUAGUUUCUACUUGAGGAGCAGCAUUAAACACAGGAACCAAAUUCAGUUACUUUUGCUGACAGCAAUGAAAGGAAAGCAGGGAACAAAAAGUUAGUGGGAGCCUGCAGGGCAGGGAGCCAGGACUGUAAUGUGUUUUGCAUGAUUAAAUAGCAGCCAUUUUGUGGGGGCUAAAAUUCCAUUGGAUGGUGCUUCUGCUGAUCUCAAACCAUGAAAGCAAAGCUUAAGUCCCUGGAACCAUUCCUGCAAUGUAAUUACAGCUCCUUAUGUCUAAGCUUGGCUCUUACUAGUUCAUAGAUUUAAUCCAAAGGAAGUCUAGAAUUCAUCUUAGCACAGCCAUCUGAAUUUAUGAAGUCCCUUCUGUGCUGUCACCAGCUUCUCUAAUGAAGUAUAGCAACACUGACCAAACAUUGCUCUAACAGGGCUGCUAAUGGGAAAGAAAGGUAUUGUAUUUUACAGAACUUGGUAGCUUGGAGCACAUUUGAGCAUGUUCUAGGAAUUGGCUUCAAGGAGAGGAUGCUUGUCACACAGAUUCAUCUUUGUAUGUUAAGGCACUUUGGCUGUGUGAAAACUGGAUUCCAAGCAGCUGAAGUCUGACCAAUAAAAACUACUGGUGGUGUCA
This is a messenger RNA of Gopherus evgoodei (Goodes thornscrub tortoise), 2752 nucleotides long. It is a transcript of the gene POLR3H, whose product is annotated as RNA polymerase III subunit H. NCBI's taxonomy places the organism in Eukaryota, Metazoa, Chordata, Testudines, Testudinidae. The transcript has 7 exons. Bases 558 to 1178 code for a protein of 206 amino acids. The record is from RefSeq and is a predicted model, not a curated record. Gene Ontology annotation, biological process: DNA-templated transcription; transcription initiation at RNA polymerase III promoter. Gene Ontology annotation, cellular component: RNA polymerase III complex. Gene Ontology annotation, molecular function: DNA binding; DNA-directed RNA polymerase activity.